Messenger RNA from Linnemannia hyalina, 2487 nucleotides. The record is from the annotation of a GenBank genome assembly. Lineage: Eukaryota; Fungi; Mortierellomycota; Mortierellomycetes; Mortierellales; Mortierellaceae.
AUGGGUGUUAAGGGAUUGACAGCCCUCCUCCAGCGACUGGCCCCUGACGCCGUCAGGACCCAGCAUAUCUCUCACUACAAAGGAAAAUCUCUCGCUAUCGACGUCUCUUGUUUCCUCAACCGCUUCAACCCUCACCCAGCACGGGUCCAACGCAACCUAUACCGUCUCUGCACCUAUUUCCACCUACACGACAUCCAGCCCAUCUUUGUCUUUGACGGGCCUGACAGGAUUGUCGAGAAGGAGCAAGAAGGGUUUAGGAGGGAGGCAAUGAAAGAGAGGGUGAAGAAAUCGUUUAGGUUGGAGAAGAUUCGAAAGACGCGGUUGAAGGGGUUGAAAGGGUCGGCGCAGAUUCUGAAGGAUUUCUCGACGGAGGAGUUUGUUUCCAUGUUGGAGGAUAUGCGGAAGCAGGAUGGCGGUGAUGGACGUGAUUCGAUCACACAAGUAGUAUCUGUCGUGCUUGAUGCUGACGAUGAAGGAACCAUCGCUGGCCGCAAGGACAAAGAGCUCGCGCCUACAGUAGUCCUACCGAAAGAGCCAUCAGUAACCCCACCAGAUCCAGAAACUAUGACACCGAAACCAACGACACCUACACCACCAAAGCGCUCAGCACCAAUAACCAAAGCACCAACAGAAUCAUCGGGCGACAACAACAAAGGAUUUUCUCCGCAGCAAGAACUACAUCUCGCAAAAAUCUACGACCUGAUGGAGGAGGAUCUCAUCGGGAUGGACGAAGAAUCAUUCUGGACAAUACCCCCACUCCCCGAUGAAUUCUACCGACAACUGGAACAAGACCACGCCCAACUCUUGACAGCAUAUGGCGGCGACCCGUUCACCAACAACACAUCCAUUACUGGGGCGGACGAACGACAACUUGUAGGGAUCCUUGGAGGCUCAUAUGAAAGGGAUUUUGAAGGGUUUGACGUGUUUGAGCGAGAGUUGGAUACGUUGGAUCGUUUGGAACUGGAUGUCGACACACUUGACGGGAUGGAUGUCAUUUAUGACCUCUCAGAUCAGGCAACGGAACCUACUGGCGACAAUGAUGGUGCGUGGCAGUCACCUCCGUUGGUGCUCAAGACAGGAACCAGUAUACAUAAUCUCUUCUCGUCUACCGACCGCCCUCCUACCUCCCUUCCUGAGGCACCCAGUCCAGAGGAGGAGGAGUCUGCGGCCACGAAGAAACGCGUUCAAACGGCGCUGGAAGAGUAUAUUCGGUCGUCUGAGAAGAGUUAUGAGGAUGCUGAGGUAGAGGAGUUGGCAACCACCUCAACGAGAAAGCAGCGGGCCUUGGAUGCCUUGGAACAGAAACUGGUGCAGGAAAUCAAGGAGUGGACUGGCAUCGACCCACAACUGGAUCCCGUCGCGGAGGUCGAGGAGAUCACGACAUCUGACUCAGACGUGGCUUUGCUGCCGCAAAUAAUUUCAUCCGCAGUGUUGGAACCAGCAAAAGAGGGCGAAGAUCCAUUACAACAGGAGGCCACGCCUACUAGGACGACAAAAGUCGAGGAAUUGGUCCCGGAGAUGGCACCUGUAGUCGAAACGGAACCCGUUUGGUCAGUGGAAUCUGAACCAAGCGACACAUCAAGCGCCUUGAGAGAGGAAGACGCAAUACUCAUGAAAGACACCGACAACACUACCGAAAUACUACCAACAGCAGCUGAAGAACAAGACCAGGACGUAAAAUCAAUGAUCCACAGCGUCCUCUCAGCCCACCGCCAAAUUUUCACAACCCUCGAGCGCCGAACCCUCCGCGUCACCCGGUCACUAGUUCUCUCCUGCCAACGCCUCCUCGUCGCCAUGGGCGAGCCCGUCAUCGAGGCAAAAGAUGCAGAAGCCGAGGCUGUCUGCGCACAGUUGACGACUCUAGGAUUAACAGACGCGUCAGUGAGCGAGGAUACGGAUACGGCGGUAUUUGGGAACGGGCUGUUGUUGCGCCAAGUGGGUGCGAGUGGGGAUCGGGGUAUUAUUGAGAUUGAUCCUGUUGUGGCAAGGGAGCAGUUGGGGUUGAGCAGGGACGCGUUCCGGGAUCUGUGUAUCCUCUGCGGUACUGACUUUUCUGGCACCAUGGAAGGCAUUGGCCCAAAAAGAGCCGCAAAGUUGAUCCAAUACUACGGAAGUAUCGAGUCCGUCAUGGCCAACAGCGGGUACAAGCCUCGGCCAGAUUUCUUCUACGACCGUGCCCGUCGCGUGUUUGAUCGGACACCUGCAGUGCCCCUCGAUCCAGCAGUUUACAAAUCUAAGCCCGAGGUCCAGCCAUUGUUGCUGGAGCUACUGCUGAAGUACGAUAUCAACCCUGAAGAGAUCAAACAGGAUCUAUUGAACGGGCCCAAGGCCGAGGAAGGGGUGCCUGCAUUUGGUCAAGAUGCAUGCUCGCAGGCUUCGAGAGCUUUCGGCGGUAGUAAUGGUAUGGGGAUCGAUCCUUUCAGUGCGACAGUCAUCAGCAUCCCCUCCUUUGCAUCCAAACCAGGUUCCUCCCCUCUUUCACAAUAA